AUGGAGAUUGAAAUCAUCUCCACAGAGAACAUCAAACCAUCGUCCCCCACACCACCCCACUUGAAAACAUUCAAGCUUUCUCUUUUAGAUCAGCUUGUAUCGAAUCCUUAUGUACCACUCGUCUUGUACUACUGUAACGACAAUGGCGACAACGUUCUCCAAGCCCAUGAAAAGUCAUUAGCUCUAAAAGAAUCUCUAUCGAAAACCUUGACUCAGUUUUACCCGCUUGCAGGGACGAUAAAGGAUGAUCUUUCUAUCGAUUGYAACGAUGUUGGUGCRUAUUAUGCAUCAGCUUUGGUCCGUUGUCGUCUCGACGAGUUCCUAAGCCAUCCCGACAACAAUUCGACAAAUACGUUGCUGCCGUUUGCACCUAGUUUCGAUGUGUCUGGUGCAAGAGCUCGUGUCACAAAUGUUCAAGUGAACGUUUUCGAAUGCGGUGGGAUCGCUAUCGGMUUAUGCCUUUCGCACAAGAUCGUUGAUGGGGCUACRCUCYACACUUUUCUAAAAGSAUGGAGCAACAUGRCUYAUGGAGCUAARGAAGUCGUGCAUCCAAACUUAACCGCACCUUCUCUCUUCCCUGCAAAAGACUUGUGGCUYAGAGAAGCAUCAAUGGCGGUGUGUGGUUCGUGGUUAAAGGAAGGGAAGUGCAGCACAAAAAGGUUUGUAUUUGAUGCYGAUKCCAUAUCCACACUAAAAGCCGAAGCAGCUAGAAAUGGAGUGCAGAACCCUACACGUGUUGAGGUGGUWUCUGCUUUGAUAUGGAAGUCUGCAAUGGCAGCAUCCAAAMMAACCUGUGGCUUCCAGAAGCYUUCUCGCUUAAUGCACUCRGUGAACCUUCGUAAGAAACUCGCAUCAACCUKKUCAAAAKACUUGAUCGGUAACGUGCUUUGGAUCGCGACUGCAGACMGCCAAGCGAACRACGACRUUACAUUGCACGGUUUGGCGAAAAACGUGCGCGAAAGYGUUYUKAAAGUCGACGAUGAGUUUGUGAASAAAGCUCAGGGGGAUAAAGGGUACAUUGCGAUGCAACAGUCUGUGAAAGAAAUGGGAGAGAUUGGGUCCAAAGGGACCAUGGACAACUACCUSUUUACAAGCUGGUGCAGGAUGGGGUUCUACGACAUUGAUUUUGGUUGGGGAAAACCUGGUUGGGUGGSUGGUAUUGUGAGCCAUGGUAGCCCAGUGUUCAUGAACCUUAUCACUCUAAUGGACACAAAAGAUGGGGAAGGAAUAGAAGCAUGGGUGAAUUUGGAUGAAGAAGAGAUGGAGAUUCUACAAUGCAAUUCAGAGUUGCUGGCAUUUGCUUCAAUAGAUCCAAGUUCUCUACCAAAUGAUGAAGUUGCUGCAUUAAACAAAAKUCCUUUGGCUUAG
Messenger RNA from Cynara cardunculus var. scolymus (artichoke), 1368 nucleotides. RefSeq names its product vinorine synthase-like. Lineage: Eukaryota; Viridiplantae; Streptophyta; Magnoliopsida; Asterales; Asteraceae. The transcript has a single exon. The record is from RefSeq and is a predicted model, not a curated record. Bases 1 to 1368 code for a protein of 455 amino acids.